Messenger RNA from Xylaria bambusicola, 1842 nucleotides. RefSeq names its product phospho-2-dehydro-3-deoxyheptonate aldolase-like protein. The record is from RefSeq and is a predicted model, not a curated record. The transcript is spliced from 2 exons. Gene Ontology annotation, molecular function: 3-deoxy-7-phosphoheptulonate synthase activity. Gene Ontology annotation, biological process: aromatic amino acid biosynthetic process. The coding region runs from base 354 to 1769 and encodes 471 amino acids. NCBI's taxonomy places the organism in Eukaryota, Fungi, Ascomycota, Sordariomycetes, Xylariales, Xylariaceae.
UAACGGACAUGAUCACCAAGCUGUCCGAAUAACGGAAGUGAGGUUCUGGCGUCAGGUACUAUUUUGUUAAAAAAGUGGCUUCAUUUCUGUGGUGCGGGCUGAGUCACAGAUUCAAUGAUUCAUAUCAGCUAGUUCUGGUUCUCCGCGUACAACUAAUCAAUUAUUCUUGACUGACCACUAUUCAACCGCGGGAAAGCCUCAGGUGUCUAUCUACUUGCAUAAGAUUCUUCGAGGCUGGCCGUUACCUAUCAAAAACUGAAAAGAUAACCCGCGAUCUGCGGCCUCAGACUUAUACAAGACGGGAUACUUAAAGGAUACCCUCCUAAUACAACGCGCUUAACUGAAAGGUCAACAUGACAAACAGCCACAAGGCCAGCGCAGACUGGACGCCGUCGUCAUGGCGCACAAAGCCAAUCAAGCAAUGUCCCGAGUACCCAGACAUAGCCGCGCUUCACAAAGCGACGGGAGAGCUGGGCAGGCUGCCGCCAAUUGUGCACCCGCACGAAAUCGAGAAGCUGAAGCAGUCACUGCGGGAUGUAGCGCGCGGUGAGGCUUUCCUGCUACAAGGCGGUGACUGCGCUGAGCUGUUCGACUACUGCCGGCAGGACGCUAUUGAAUCUAAGAUCAAGCUUCUGCUGCAGAUGAGUCUGGUACUGAUCUGGGGCGCCGACAAGCGUGUUGUGCGCAUCGGCCGCAUGGCCGGCCAGUACGCGAAGCCGCGCUCGAGCCCGACCGAGAUCGUCGACGGGCGAGAGGUGCCGUCUUUCCGUGGCGACAUCUUGAAUGGGUAUCACCUGGAGGAGCGGGAGUUGGAUCCCCAAAGAUUAGUCAAGGCAUAUAACCACUCAGCGGCAACUCUCAACUACAUCCGAGCCGCCAUCUCAGCAGGCAUAGCAGACCUGCACCGGCCCUUGAACUGGAGUCUGGGACAUGUCAAGGACCCGGAGCUAAAAGCUAAAUACACGGCUGCGGUACAAUUCCUACAAGAUAUGCUACGCUUCAUGCACACGAUUGGCGCGGAUAAGAGCCCUAAGCUGGACACCAUUGAUCUUUACACAAGCCACGAGGGCCUCCUCCUCGAGUAUGAGGAGAAAUUGACACGCUUGAUGGACGUGCCCCCAGCGAUUAAUCCACCACCACAUUUUACAGAGGGCGGCCAACCGCGAAAGCAGUACUACAACACCUCGGCGCAUUUUCUCUGGAUAGGGGACCGCACGCGGCAAAUAGACGGUGCUCACGUCGAGUUCUUCCGUGGCAUCGCGAACCCAAUCGGCAUCAAAGUCGGCCCGACAACGCCGACAUCAGAUCUUCUAGAGCUCCUGCGGACGCUAAACCCGGACAUCGAACCCGGCAAAAUCACGCUGAUAACGCGGUACGGCGCCUCCAAAGUGCGCGACCUUCUCCCCUCGCAUAUUCGUGCCGUAGAAGGCAGCGAGUACAAGGGGGCAGUGAUCUGGCAGUGCGACCCGAUGCACGGCAACACGAGGUCGACAGGCACGGGCAUCAAGACGCGGCGCUUCGACGACGUCUUCUCAGAGCUGCAGGAGACGCUGCACAUCCAUAAGGAAGAGGGCAGCUACCUGGGCGGCGUACACCUCGAGCUCACCGGCGACGCCGUCACCGAGUGUCUCGGCGGCAGCGAGGGUCUGGCCGAGGACGACUUAUCCACGAACUACACGAGCUUCUGUGACCCGCGCCUCAAUGAGCGGCAGGCCCUCGAACUGGCCUUCCUCGUCGCAGAUAGUUACCGGAAGGAAAGGGCUCUGUAGUGACCAGUUUCCGAAGCACCUAUCCCCAUAUUCUAUUCAUUAUUCCGAAUCUAAAUUCAUGAGACUCUAGCGG